GUGUUUUCCUCGAGCUUGAGCUAAACAAUUUCGACACUGCCUGCCUGCUUGCUCUGCUUCAUAAGCAAAAGGAGUACCAAGACCAGCAGGAGCGGCAUUCAAAAGAGUCAAGCUGAACAUCCUUGAAUUCAGCUGAUACUCAGUAGAUUCUCAAGGAGCCAGUUGUAAUUUAGCAACUGGACCUUUACUUGCUGAACUGUGAGAUGGAAAAUCCUGGACGGAAACUGAGUACGUCUUGGGUUCUAGUUCUUUUUCUUGGUGCUCUUCUUACAGAUCAUCUAGCAACAGGGCAGCUCAGCUCAACAUUCUACGAUUCCACUUGUCCGGAUCUACUGAGUACAGUGAAGUCGGGCCUGGACAGUGCAGCAGCAUCAGAUUCACGACUCGGAGGAUCUCUUUUGCGACUGCACUUCCACGAUUGCUUUGUUAAUGGCUGCGAUGCAUCGGUUCUGCUCGAUGACACCACCACCUUCACUGGAGAGAAGACUGCUGGUCCCAAUGCCAACUCCCUUAGGGGCUUUAAUGUCGUUGAUGAUAUCAAAGCUUCCGUGGAAGCUAUUUGUCCAGCCACAGUGUCAUGCGCCGAUAUUCUUGCCAUUCUCGCUCGUGAUGGAACUGUAGCGGCAGGAGGCCCUUCCUGGACGGUGGAGUUGGGCAGGCGUGACGGUCUGACAGCCAGCAAAUCCGCUGCAGAGUCCGACAUCCCAAAUCCAACUACAGAUGUUUUAGCACUCACCAGUUCUUUCAGUAACGUAGGAUUGGAUCAAACUGACCUGGCCGCACUCUCAGGAGCUCAUACUUUUGGCAAAGCGCAAUGUGGGGCCUUCGUGGGUCGUCUUUACGAUUAUCAAGGUACCGGCAGUCCCGAUCCCUCCAUCGACCCAGACUUCCUGGCAACUCUGCAGGCUGCUUGCCCAGAUGGAGGAGAUGCCACUGUUUUGAAUAACUUGGACCAAGGAACUCCGACCACAUUCGACAACUCUUAUUACAACAAUCUGCUGACCGGCAAGGGCCUUCUGAAUUCGGACCAAGUCCUCGAAACUACUGCAGGCACCACGCAGGACCUCGUCACAUCUUUCGGAAGUGACCAGUCAGCAUUCUUCUCGCAGUUCGCAACUUCCAUGAUCAAAAUGGGCGGCAUCAGCGUCUUAACUGGUUCUUCUGGAGAGAUUCGGACCAACUGCCGUGCUGUCAAUUCGUAGUAACUGUGUUUUAUGUGAUUAAGAUUGGCUGAGAUCUGCCAAGAAUAUAACACUACCUCGAUCAUCGAAAACGAUAUUUACGAUAUUGCGCGACAGCCAAGCAGAGGGAAAUGUACUAUUUGCCACCUGAUUACGCCAUGCCAACGACAGUACAUGAAAGAAACCUCAUCUAAUCUAGGCUCCCGGUUUCCAUAUUGUGCAUAAAUUUGAUGAGAUAGCCUUUGUCACUCAAUGCUCAUGCUAGCUGUGAAUACGUAUAUCAACUCUCCAGGAGAUCCUCCUAGGAAUAUGUGUGUCUGUAAUGAUAUUCAUGUAUAAAAUAUGUCCAGUUUCCAUGAGUAC
Molecule: messenger RNA, 1544 nt
Organism: Marchantia polymorpha subsp. ruderalis
Lineage: Eukaryota; Viridiplantae; Streptophyta; Marchantiopsida; Marchantiales; Marchantiaceae
Source: the annotation of a GenBank genome assembly